Molecule: messenger RNA, 877 nt
Organism: Botrytis porri
Lineage: Eukaryota; Fungi; Ascomycota; Leotiomycetes; Helotiales; Sclerotiniaceae
Exons: 4
Coding region: 319-666 (115 amino acids)
Biological process (GO): mitochondrial respiratory chain complex III assembly
Cellular component (GO): mitochondrion; Cbp3p-Cbp6 complex
Molecular function (GO): ribosome binding
Source: RefSeq, a predicted model, not a curated record
UUCUCGCAUCAAACUCUCCCAAAUCUACUAACCACACACCCAUCACAUUCCCCAACCCCAACUAAUCACACACCACCCUACCCAAUCUCUAACAUCCAAAUAUAGCAGCACCGCACCAAGUUACAACAUGCACCACCACCACCCACUAAUAAAACUCACCAACUCUCUUUUCUAUUCCUCUCUAGGCUCUAGCGCACCCUAGAAGCAUCAUUCAUUCCCAUUCACCAUUCUCCCAAAAGUCAUGACCGCAUACGAAGAUUCCCUGUCCAUCUCUUUGUGAAUAUUUUGUAUCAGAGAUUUUAAUUUAUUGAAAACAUCAUGUCGCAAUCGCCCGCCACCCGCCACUACCUCCGCGCCCUCUCCCGCUGGCCCAAAGACGCUCUCCGUCCCGAAGCCCAAUUCCAAGACGCCAUCCGACGCCGUCUCGAACGCAUAUCCACUGCUGGAAACUUCAAUGAAAAGAAAGAGCUCGGCCAGGUAAACGCAUUGUAUAGUUUAGUUGAGAAUCGGUAUUUGGGGAAGUACCCCCUCACAAGCAAAACCCUCAAACCCGCCAGCAACCCAACAUACUACGAAGAUCUCGUGAAAGAGCUCGAAGAGGCACCGAAUAGGAGUUGGUUUCAACAGCAGGUGAAUAGAUGGAAGGGAGCUUUACGAUUUCAAUGAGUGGUUUACUUAUGUUGUAAACAAAUAUGACGGUGAUGAAUGAAAGGGGAGGGAAAAAGAAGAAGGGGUAAAAUUAGGAUGUAUAUAAAUAGGUAGGAAAUGGAAUGGAAUGGAAUUUCGUAAAUAUUAGGUCUUUCGUACGUUUGAUUGAUUUAUGAGUCUGAUGAUUACAAGAUGUCUGGAGCGAAGGAUGAAGAGAUGGUUGCAUAAG